Etheostoma cragini (Arkansas darter) is the source of this 1659-nucleotide messenger RNA. RefSeq names its product STEAP family member 2, metalloreductase (gene steap2). Gene Ontology annotation, biological process: copper ion import. Bases 1 to 1209 code for a protein of 402 amino acids. Gene Ontology annotation, molecular function: cupric reductase (NADH) activity; ferric-chelate reductase (NADPH) activity. Gene Ontology annotation, cellular component: plasma membrane; endosome. The record is from RefSeq and is a predicted model, not a curated record. The transcript has 5 exons. Lineage: Eukaryota; Metazoa; Chordata; Actinopteri; Perciformes; Percidae.
AUGACAGCUUGCUGGUCAGUCAAUGAUCCGCUUGGCUCUCUUCCUGCACCUGUCGGCAAGAUCCUGGUGGAUGUGAGUAACAACAGGAGGGUGAACCAGUAUCCAGAGUCUAACGCUGAGUAUCUGGCUUCACUGCUGCCAGACUCUAUCACGGUCAAAGGCUUCAACGUCAUCUCAGCCUGGGCCAUGCAGCAGAGAUGCCCAAAAGACGCUAGCACACAGGUGUACAUCUGCAGUGACUCGGUGGAGGCUAGACAGCAGAUCAUGGAAUUAGCCCGCAAGCUCAACUUCUUGCCGGUGGACAUGGGCACCCUGUCCUCUUCGCGGGAUAUUGAGAACAUUCCCAUACGGUUAUUUCCUGGCUGGAAGGGCCCCGUCCUUGCUGCUGUGGCCCUCUCCAUCUUCUUUUUUGCUUACUCUUUUGUACGAGAUAUCAUCCACCCAUAUGUGAAAUAUAAGCAGAGUGACUUCUACAAGAUCCCCAUAGAGAUGGUGAACCGGACACUUCCCACUGUUGCCAUCACUCUCCUGGCCCUGGUGUACCUGGCAGGCCAGCUGGCAGCCGCCCACCAGCUCUACUUUGGUACCAAGUACAGGCAUUUCCCACACUGGCUGGAGGGCUGGCUGCAGAGCCGCAAACAGCUGGGCCUCCUCAGCUUCUUCCUGGCUGCUGUUCAUGUCCUCUACAGCCUCUGUCUACCCAUGAGGAGGUCUGAGAGGUACCUGCUGCUCAACACUGUCUACCAGCAGGUCCAUGCUAAUGUGGAGAAUGCGUGGAAUGAGGAGGAAGUGUGGAGGGUGGAGAUGUAUGUUUCCUUUGGGAUCAUGAGUCUUGGGCUCCUGUCGCUCCUGGCCAUUACCUCCAUUCCCUCGGUCCACAGCACGCUCAACUGGAGGGAGUUCAGCUUCAUACAGUCCACUCUGGGCUACAUCGCUCUGCUCAUCGCUACCCUGCACGGCCUGCUGUUUGGCUGGAAGAGAGCCUUCGAGGAGGAAGCCUACCGUUUCUACCUACCCCCCAGCUUUGUGGUGGCCCUGGCCUUGCCCGUGUGUGUCAUCCUGGGGAAGGUGCUGAUGCUUCUCCCUUGUGUGGCCCGCAAGCUGCACCAGAUCCGCCGGGGCGUGGACAGCAGUCACUACCGAUGCCAGCGCCUGGAGCCAGUGGGCUCGGCUGCCCACGUUUCACCAGAAAGAGUCACCAUCAUGUGAUCGCUGCCGCACAGAGCUGUCACACACUGCCAUUAGCUGUUCUAUUGAAGCAAAUGAACACUAUUUAUUUUCAUUUUUCUCAGUAAAAUGGCAAAUUACCCGUACUUUGUUACUGUGAGCAGUUUUUGCUAACGUGUGAAUUGGGUACUUAUAAGCAAUUACCAUACUGACCUUGUUUGCCUAUUAUGUUUCAGUCUGUCCACCUGUUUUGAAAAUGGCACACAGAGAGCGGAAUCGGAAAACUUCCGCAGAUCCAGGCUAUUAUUUUACCAAUACUUUGUUCCCGUCUUUGUGCUCUGGCAGACAAUAUGCUAAUACAUAUUCUAUGGCUUUGAAGAAGCUUUGUUAAGUCCAGGAAAAUAACCCUGAUGAUGUCUUGUUGAUGCCAAGGAUGAUGGAGACUUUAGAGACAGAGCGCAUUAGAGUCUCCCAACAGGGUCAAGUUUUUAA